CUCAACCUCAACCCGUCCGUUAGAUUUAUGUCAGACGGUCAUUAAAUGUUCCUUCUCCCGUACUCCGCGAAAUCAACGGCUGUUAACGAAGCACGUUGCAGAUGUCGUCCUCCGCCGGCCGGUUGCCAAACCUACCCCCACCCCAAUACACCGGCCACGUGCUAGCUGCUUCUGACGCCAACACUAACUGACACGUGUCAGUUCAAAGCUGAGCCCUAGAUAAUAAUCUAUCUUUAAUUUGUAUCCUCCCUCUUUCCUUUCAUUUCUCACGGUGCGAAGAAAUUUAUAACCGAACCCGAAAUAGGAGAAAAUCCACAGGAAAAAAAGAAGGGAUAAAUUAUUAAAUUUGGAAUGUUUAAUCCGAUGGCGAGUUCGAAGCUUCUGGUGCUUUGGAUCGCCAUCUCGAUCGUGGCCGUCGGAAUUAGGGCGGAUUCGAGGGCUGAAGAAGUGAUCGUGGAGCCUGGGGCCUCGGAUUCACAUCUGAAGCUUGAAAUCGAGCAGCUCAAAUCGAAGAUCUCGUCCCUAGAAUCCAGUCUAACCGAUAAAGCCAAAGAACUGAACAACAAGGACGUUAGCAUAGUCAGUCUGGGUAAAUUAAUUGAGGAGAAAUCAGCAAGCAUUGCUGCAUUGCGGAGCGAGAUUGAAUCACUUCAGAAAAAGGGGGCUGUGGUCGAUGAAGAACAAGUUGGGAAAGCCCAUGCACGAGCUGGCGAACUUGAGAAAGAGGUUGGGAAGCUUAAAACUGAUAAAGAGACUCUAACUAAGAAAAGCGAGGCGUUGGAAGCACGGGCCAGUGGAGCGGAGAAGAAAAUAGAGGAGCUUAAGCUUCUGCUGGGAAAUCUUGAAAAGACAAAUGAGGAUCAGAAGCGACGACUCCAUAAAACAGAACGUGCUCUUAAAGUUGCAGAGGAGGAGUUAUUGAGGGCACAGUUGGAAGCUACAUCAAAAUCAAAAGUAUUGAAUGAGAUUCAUGGAGCGUGGCUACCCCCUUGGCUGGCAACUCAAAUAAGACUUAUCCAGGACCUUGGAACGACCCAUUGGAAUGAGCAUGGAAAACCAGUCAUGGACAUGUUGCUACAGAAGAUAUCAGAGAAAUCAGCCCAGGUGCAAAAAUGGGCCAAGCCCCACCUAGAAUCUGUCAAAACUAAGUGGAUUCCAGUCGCCAAGGAGAAAUGGAUGAGCUUUACAACUUAUGUUGAACCUCAUGUGCAAACAGUAUCUACAAAAAGUGUUGAGGUUUACGAAGUUUGCCGAAGUUCCAUUACACCACAUUUUAUCAAAGUACAAGAACUCACAGCUCCAUAUGUCCAGGAAGCUAGGAGCUUAUCUAAACCCUACGUUGAACGAAUUGCCACAGUGACUAAACCCCAUGUAGAAAAAGCACGUGUUGUUUUGAAGCCUUAUACAAGCCGUGCAGUUUAUGGUUAUGGAAAAUUUCUUGAAUCGGCAACUACUUACCAUCAUCAGGUUCAAGGUGCUGUUCAUGAGAAACUUAAAAAAUAUGAUCUGACAAAACCUCUUGCAACAAAAGAGCUUGUUUGGUUUAUGGCCUCUGCUUUGUUGGCAUUACCUGUCUUUGUCCUGUAUAAAAUCUUUUCGAGCAUGUUCUGCAAAAAGGCAAAGAAACCUUUGGACACCCAUGCUAAUCAUGGACAUCGGCGACAUAAGCGCAGGCAUGCUGACAAGUAGAGUAACACUGGAUACUUGAAUGUCAGUUAUUUUCUGUGUUUGUAAUCAAAGAUGUCGUCUGGGAGUCUUGAAAUCGUUGGAGCUUUGGAUUACACUGGUUCGUAGGAAUGCGUGCAAUAGAGAUAUGGGUGCAUCUACGUAUACAUAAAUGUUGCACUAUUUUUAGAAGUGGUUAGUUUUUCUUUAAGAUAGUUUUAGAGUGUUUCUUGUGUGCUCAUCUAUGUUUUGUAGGUUAUGAAUUUUCACCAUGUUUUUUCUUUUCUUUAAAUCUUCACACAUAUUUUGUCAUGUCGCAUAAGGGCAAAAUGGGGGGAAAAAGAAGGGGGAAAAAAAGAUGUGGAUGUUGUAUUUUAUUUAUGAGAGAAACCCACCGUCCUGCUUUUUUAUUCUUUGAGGGGGGCGAGCGUGUUAUAGGGACGAGAUAAGCCCACGUUAACUACGAAGUGCAUCCGAAACCAUUUGUAUGAUGUAAUAGUAUAUUUUAUAUUCAGAAUUGAUUCUUUUGGGUUA
Asparagus officinalis (garden asparagus) is the source of this 2199-nucleotide messenger RNA. RefSeq lists its product as uncharacterized. The record is from RefSeq and is a predicted model, not a curated record. Lineage: Eukaryota; Viridiplantae; Streptophyta; Magnoliopsida; Asparagales; Asparagaceae. Bases 352 to 1689 code for a protein of 445 amino acids. The transcript has 15 exons.